Nematolebias whitei (Rio pearlfish) is the source of this 3080-nucleotide messenger RNA. Its product is annotated as neuronal PAS domain-containing protein 3. The transcript has 12 exons. Gene Ontology annotation, biological process: regulation of transcription by RNA polymerase II. Gene Ontology annotation, molecular function: RNA polymerase II transcription regulatory region sequence-specific DNA binding; protein dimerization activity; DNA-binding transcription factor activity, RNA polymerase II-specific. The record is from RefSeq and is a predicted model, not a curated record. Bases 1 to 3012 code for a protein of 1003 amino acids. Lineage: Eukaryota; Metazoa; Chordata; Actinopteri; Cyprinodontiformes; Rivulidae.
AUGGGUUUUGACAGCCUGUCUUUGGCGGCUGUUGACCCCUACUGGGAGCGGCCGUCUAAUGCAGGCAGCUGCUCCGCCGCCCGGCCCAAGACCCUUCACCUGGCGGGCCAGCAGCACACGUCCUCACCAUGGCUGCAGGCUCUCCGCAAGGAAAAGUCCCGGGACGCUGCAAGGUCGCGGCGGGGAAAAGAGAACUUUGAGUUUUACGAGUUAGCCAAGAUGCUGCCGCUGCCUGGCGCCAUCACCAGCCAGCUGGACAAGGCCUCCAUCAUCCGGCUCACCAUCAGCUACCUGAAAAUGAGGGACUUCGCCAAUCAGGGGGACCCGCCGUGGAACCUGCGCAUCGAGGGGCCCCCGCCCAACACGUCGGUCAAAGCUAUUGGUACUCAGCGGAGGAGGAGUCCCAGCGCCAUCGCCUCCGACAUCUUCGAGCCUCACCUGGGCAGCCACAUUCUACAGUCGCUGGACGGGUUCGUAUUUGCACUAAACAAGGAGGGACGAUUCCUCUACAUCUCUGAGACUGUUUCCAUCUACCUGGGCUUGUCGCAGGUGGAGCUGACCGGCAGCAGCGCGUUCGACUACAUCCACCCCGGGGACCACGUGGAGAUGGCGGAGCAGCUCGGCAUGAAGCUGCCUCCGGGCCGAGGGAUGUCUCUGUCCCAGGGAGCCGUCACAGAAGACGGGACGUCCUCGGCUUCUUCGUCGUCUCACUCUGAGACUCCUGAACCAGUGGAGUCCAACAGUCCCAGUCUCCUGUCGCCUGAUAAUUCUCUGGAACGUUCCUUCUUCAUCCGGAUGAAGUCUACGCUCACCAAGAGAGGAGUGCACAUCAAGUCCUCAGGAUAUAAAGUGAUCCACGUCACCGGUUGUCUGCGGAUCCGGAUGGCUCUGACCCACAGCCGCUCGGUGCCCAAUCAGAUCAUGGGGAUGGUGGUGGUGGCCCACGCCCUGCCGCCACCCACCAUCAACGAGGUCCGCAUCGACUGUCAGAUGUUUGUGACCAGAGUCAACAUGGACCUGAAAAUCGUGUACUGCGAGAACAGGAUCAACGACUACAUGGACCUGACUCCGGUGGACAUCGUGGGGAAGAGGUGCUACCAGUUGAUCCACGCUGAAGAUGUGGAGGGGAUCAGACAGAGCCACCUGGACUUGAUGAAUAAAGGUCAGUGUGUGACCAAGUAUUACCGGUGGAUCCAGAAGAAUGGCGGCUACAUUUGGAUUCAGUCCAGCGCCACCAUCGCCAUCAACGCCAAGAACUCCAAUGAGAAGAACAUCGUCUGGGUCAACUACGUCCUCAGUAAUCCUGAGUAUAAAGACACACCCAUUGACAUCGUUCAGCUGCCAAACCUGCCAGAGAAAACGUCAGAGUCUUCGGAAAGCUCAGACUCUGAGUCCGAUUGCAAAGAAAACUCAGACAACGAAAAGCCUGAGGGGAAGUCGGCUCAACAAGUGGAGCACAUCGAGGACCCGGACAGCAAACGCCAGCAGCCGCACGGGCAGACCCACUGCUCCUCCGAACAGGAGACGAAGCGGCACGAAGAAGGAGACAGCUCCAGUAACCCGGAGAGCCAGGAGAGCGACGACAGCCUGGAGCCUUCAGAUGGAGAGCAGGAGCAGGAGGUCACCAGGGGAGGGGUGGGAGAAGGAGGAGGCAGGCUGGGGAGGUUAGCGGGACUGGGAGGAUUAGAGGGUCUUGGUGCCAUCAGUGGACUGGGUAAUCUGGGUGGCCUUCAUAUUAAAGUUGAACACUACGGAGAAGGUGAGGAACUCCAACUGCACAACUCACAAACCUCCUCAGAGGAGGAGGAGCAAGAUGAGGAGGACGAAGAGGAUGAGGAAGAAGGGGGAGGAGUCCAAGACUGCGACGGUGUUAGUGCCGGCCGCACGCUCCAGAAGAGGAGGAAGAGGAGGAAAGUGCAAAAGUGGGACGGGUCACGAAGCAGGAGGCUCCGUCUGUCAGUUCCACUCAGCCCUUCAGCAGCAGAAGACCUCACACCCCCGGCCGACCCCUCGGAGGCCUCGUCCAUCUCCUCUGCCCAUCUCCUGACCUCCUCUGAGUCCCCAAACGGCACAGGAGCAACGUCCUCGGUUCUGAAGAUCAAGACGGAAAUGGCCGAGCCGAUCAACUUCGACAACGACAGCAGCAUUUGGAACUACCCCCCCAACAGAGAGAUCUCCAGAAACGAGUCCCCGUACAGCAUGACCUCCAAACCACAGGCCCCCGGGGGUCUCGAGACCUUCCCGUCGCCGCAGGGGGGGUCUCUGCACGUGGUCAUCCCUGACUCUGUCCUCACCCCUCCUGGCACUGAGGGGGGAGCAGGAGGGGGGAGGAAGCCUCCUUACAAUGGAAGCUCUGCGCCAUCGUCUUCUUCCAGCGCUACAAGUUUAGCUCCUCCUUCCAACACCUCCUCCGCCGACCCCCUGUCUCCUCCUCUCUCUGCCUCCCCGCGGGACAAGCAACAAGGCACUCCUACCACCUCCUCGUCUUCUUCCACCUCCUCCUCUUCGUCCUCAACCAGCUCUUCCUCACUGCUGUACUCCGGUGAUCUUGAAGCUCUCCAGCGUUUGCAAGCGAGCAACGUGGUUCUCCCGCUGGUCCACCGGGUCACCGGGACUCUGGCUCCCAGCAGCACGACAGCUCCACGGGUCUACACGACUGGGACCAUCAGGUACGCGCCAGCGGACGUCACUCUGGCAAUGGCACAAGGGAACCUCCUCCCCAACGCCGCCAUGAACUUCGUGGACAGCUCGGGGUUUGGUCUGGACCCCAAGACGCCCAUGGAGAUGCUCUACCAUCACGUCCACAGGCUGAACAUGACCGCCGCCGCAGCCGCCGGUCCGUUCGUCGGAUCCACGGCGCCCGCGGGCGGUAACGGCACAUUAGGAGGCCCGAUGCCGGCGGCGGCCAACGUUUUCACCACAGCCGAGGGCCUUUUCUCGACGCUGCCGUUCCCGGUGUACAGCAACGGGAUCCACGCGACGCAGACGGCUCUGGAGAGGAAGGAGGAUUAAUGCAAAACCUUCGAGACCGCAUUACUGUGCAACCUGGAACCAUCAACUGUGUCCGAGUCUAAAGACUG